Messenger RNA from Strigops habroptila (Kakapo), 1461 nucleotides. Its product is annotated as F-box only protein 6-like. Lineage: Eukaryota; Metazoa; Chordata; Aves; Psittaciformes; Psittacidae. The transcript has 6 exons. The record is from RefSeq and is a predicted model, not a curated record. Gene Ontology annotation, biological process: SCF-dependent proteasomal ubiquitin-dependent protein catabolic process; glycoprotein catabolic process. Gene Ontology annotation, cellular component: SCF ubiquitin ligase complex; cytoplasm. The coding region runs from base 146 to 910 and encodes 254 amino acids. Gene Ontology annotation, molecular function: ubiquitin protein ligase activity; protein binding.
ACACUUCAGGAUCCAAAGUGCAGCUCCAUCAACCAGGUUCUUCCACUGGCAGCAGACCAGGCGGCAGGCCAGCACCAAAUCCACCGCAGCUCUGCGCUGUCGGUGCCCGGGGGUUUCCGCCGCGCUCGCCGCCCGCCGGUCUGCGAUGACAACCAUUUGCGACCUCCCCGAAGACGUCCUGGUGGAACUACUGUCGCUGCUGCCCGCCCGGGACCUGGUCCGCACCUGCAGGGUGGUCUGCGCGCAGUGGCGGUACGUGGUGGAUCUGACCACCCUGUGGAAGCGCAAGUGCCAGCGUGAGGGGUUUUACCUGCAGAACUUGGACAGGAGCGUCUCGGACUGGAAGGUCUUCUACAUGCUCUCCCACUUGAAGAGAAACUUAAUCAAAAACCCCUGUGCUGAAGAGAAAUUUCAGCACUGGAAACUUGAUAAUAAUGAGGGAGAUAAAUGGAAGGUUGAGAAUAUGCCUGGACCUCAUGGAAGAGAAAUCCCAGACUCCAAAGUACAGAAAUACUUCGUCACUUCAUAUGGGCCGUGCUUCAAGUCUCAACUCAUCAGCCUGCAGAAAGAAGGAUACUGGAAUCAGUUGAUGGAUGAGAAACGGCCUGAAAUUGUAGUCAAGGACUGGUAUGCUGCCAGAUUUGACUGUGGGUGUCGCUAUGAGCUUAUAGUGAGGCUGCUUUCUGAAGACUACAUUGUCCUUGCGGAGUUCCGCCCCGAGCCGGUGGUUAUAGAGCAGUGGAAUGAUGCCGUGUGGAGAGAGAUUUCUCACACCUUCCAGAAUUACCCACCUGGAGUUCGUUACAUCUGGUUCCAGCACGGAGGCCAAGACACCCAGUUCUGGGCAGGAUGGUAUGGGAUCCGAGUGACCAACUCCAGCAUCACCAUUGGGCCCCUGACAAUGUUAUGAAGGCACAAUAUGUGUUUGCUUUUACCUCAGGACUGUAACCAGGUGGUCUCAGGUGCACUUAUUUGUCUGUACUCUCUGGGUGAGUGUCCUGGCUUUGUCUUGCACAGCUGAUCUCAAACACAGGCAGCUAGUGCUCCUUACAGCAGAACUUCUGCAGGCCUGGCCCUCUGGAAGGACUUCUGUCCUCAUUUUCCUCCUCCUGCACCAUGGAUAUUACUGCAAUUACUAGUGCCCUUCCACAGGAGGAAGACUAGGACAAUGAAAUGACAUCUGUUUGUCUAGUUAAUAUGUCCUUGUGCUGCAGCCAAACCCUAAGUCUUAAAUAGAAACCCCUUCUUGUUUGUUUAUGGAACUUACAAAAGAUAAGGCAAAAAUGUUUUAUGCCGGUUAUCGAUGCUGUCCUCAAGGGCUCUGCUACAGAGACAUUUGGUUUUGUAUGUUAUUUUCCUGUUUCAGUUUUAUUGUGUAUAAAAACGUGUAUCUUUCACAUCAGCCCUUUCAUAGCAUAAGGAAACUGUCAACCCUUUUUCAUAAAUGCAGUGUCACUGGUA